UUAAACAUAUUGCUGGCUGGUAUGAACCCCUUCUAUUUCCAUGCAGUGAAUGUAAUUUUACACUGUCUAGUGACUCUUGUGCUGAUGUACACUUGUGACAAAGCUGUGUUCAAGGACUGUCGACUUGCUUUUGUCACGGCGCUGUUCUUUGCUGUGCAUCCCAUUCACACCGAGGCUGUAACAGGUAUAGUAGGCAGAGCGGAUGUCCUAGCCUGUCUACUCUUUCUGUUGGCUUUUCUCUCCUAUAAUAGGAGUGUGGAUCAGCUUUAUGUUGGGGAACAUUUCCCUCCCACUGCCUCCCCGUUCUUUUUGCUGCUUAGUUUAUUCCUUGGGACGUGUGCAAUGCUGGUGAAAGAAACUGGAAUCACUGUGUUUGGUGUAUGCUUGGUUUAUGACUUCUUUUCCCUCUCCUGCAAUGGACUCAAACUGAGAAAUGGGGGGAUCCACCAGAGACCUGUCCGGCAGCCUGCGGCUUCUCCUUCUGCCUCUCUGCAGGUCCCUCCGGCUGGCCGGGAGAACGGGAAGCAUCGCUUUGCUCACCGGGGCACCUGGAGCUCCUGCCACACAGCAUCACCCGAGGAGCAGCGGAGCGGUGGCCUUUCUGUGCCCAGCAAAGCCAUGUGGGCCAUUCGGAGCUACCUGACUGCAAAUAACAACCAGAAUUUCUUGUAUACUGCAAGGCCUUUUUUGAAGAGGGCUGCUUUAGUGAUAAGCUACGUGAUUCUCGUGUUGUAUUUCCGCCUCUGGAUAAUGGGAGGAUCCAUGCCGAUGUUUUCGGAGCAGGACAAUCCAGCUUCAUUCUCGCCGUAUUUACUGACGAGGUUUCUAACUUAUUCCUACCUUCUGGCCUUCAAUGCAUGGCUUCUGCUGGCACCGAUCACCUUGUGCUACGACUGGCAGGUCGGCAGCAUCCCUUUGAUUGAGUCUGUCUGGGAUGCGAGGAACUUAGCCACAGUAUUCCUGGUUCUGGUGAUGAUGUUACUCAGCCUACACUGCAUAGCUGCAUUCAAGAAACUGGAACACAAAGAAGUUUUGGUUGGCUUGUUGUUCCUGAUUUUCCCAUUCAUCCCAGCCAGCAACCUCUUCUUCAGGGUGGGAUUUGUGGUGGCAGAGCGAGUCCUUUACAUGCCGAG
Messenger RNA from Cariama cristata (Red-legged seriema), 1133 nucleotides. RefSeq names its product transmembrane and TPR repeat-containing protein 1-like. The annotation marks the transcript as partial. Lineage: Eukaryota; Metazoa; Chordata; Aves; Cariamiformes; Cariamidae. The record is from RefSeq and is a predicted model, not a curated record. Gene Ontology annotation, molecular function: mannosyltransferase activity. Gene Ontology annotation, biological process: protein O-linked glycosylation via mannose. The transcript has 8 exons.